This is a messenger RNA of Mirounga angustirostris (Northern elephant seal), 4739 nucleotides long. RefSeq names its product retinol dehydrogenase 11 (gene RDH11). The transcript has 7 exons. Lineage: Eukaryota; Metazoa; Chordata; Mammalia; Carnivora; Phocidae. The record is from RefSeq and is a predicted model, not a curated record. The coding region runs from base 345 to 1223 and encodes 292 amino acids.
CACUCAGAUGAGAACGCUUUUUCUCUUUCCACCUCAAGAUCCUUUUACCCAAAGAGAAUUCCAAUGAAAAGUUGGGCCUGCCCUGAAAAUAGGGCUCACACCUCUGCGAGGUUUUUCCGAGGAAGAUUUUACUGCAAGGGUCAUAUCCCCAACCACCUGGCUAGGUCAUGGGAGCUAGCCUAGACUGGACUUUUCAGCUGAUUCUCUUUCAGUCCUGUUGGUAAGGAGAAGAAAGAACUCGGUAGAGGUCCUGAUAUGUUGUUGCUCCUGGAGCUAAAACUGAAAGGAUGUGAAAAACUGAGCAGGGAGGCUUGUUCUCUGAGGAGGAGGAUAUCUUUUGGAAAAUGCUGUCCAGUGGGGUGUGUACAUCAGCCGUCCAACUUCCUGGGAAGGUCGCUGUGGUCACUGGAGCCAACACGGGCAUUGGAAAGGAGACAGCCAAAGAACUGGCUCAAAGAGGAGCCCGCGUGUAUUUAGCGUGCCGGGAUGUACAAAAGGGGGAAUUGGUGGCCAGAGAGAUCCAAAUUGUGACUGGGAACCAACAGGUGUUAGUGCGGAAACUGGAUUUGGCUGAUACAAAAUCUAUUCGAGCCUUUGCUAAAGACUUUUUAGCAGAGGAGAAGCAUCUUCACAUUCUGAUCAACAAUGCAGGAGUGAUGAUGUGUCCCUACUCUAAGACAGCAGAUGGCUUUGAGAUGCACAUGGGAGUCAACCACUUGGGUCACUUUCUCCUGACCCAUCUGCUGCUAGACAAACUGAAGGAAUCAGCCCCAUCAAGGGUAGUGAAUGUGUCUUCUCUAGCACAUCACCUGGGAAGGAUCCACUUCCAUAACCUACAGGGUGAGAAAUUCUACAAUGCAGGUCUGGCCUACUGUCACAGCAAGUUAGCCAACAUUCUCUUCACCCAGGAACUGGCUCGGAGGCUCAAAGGCUCUGGCGUUACGACAUAUUCUGUCCAUCCGGGCACAGUCAACUCUGAACUGGUUCGGCACUCAUCCUUCAUGAAAUGGAUGUGGUGGCUUUUCUCCUUCUUCAUCAAGACCCCUCAGCAGGGAGCGCAGACCAGCCUGUAUUGUGCCCUCACCGAAGGUCUUGAGAUUCUCAGUGGGCAUCAUUUCAGUGACUGCAGGGUGGCAUGGGUCUCUGCCCAGGCUCGGAAUGAGACAACAGCAAGGCGGCUAUGGGACGUCAGCUGUGACCUGCUGGGCAUCCCUAUGGACUGACAGGUGGUAGCAGGUGGACUCAAGAGAAAUCCGCAGCAGACUACUCAGUACUCCCUGCCAAAAUGAUUCUCCUUCAUAACGGCCAAAACCUUGAGCACAAAGAAAACAAACCUUCCAGCCUUUCCUGCUUGAUGUCUGAUAAAAGCCCAGUGUAACUGCUAGAUUCAUCAAAACACGUUGCAUUAGUCCAGAUUGAUUUUGCUCUUGUUACUGCCAGACGUACAAGAGGUAUCAUAGGAUAAGAUCUUCAUAUGACCUGCAAACUCAUAUUCGCCUUCUGAAACCUACUACCUAGGAGAAUCUUAGCUAUGGCAGUGUCAAUUUAUGGCAGUUUGGAUUAGUUUCUACCCUCUUUGUUCACAAUAUAGUUCCUCCCAACCACCAACCAACUUUCAUUUCAAGAGAACCACACUGCAGCCCCAGCUGAACUCCCAGAAUCAACGGUGGCUUGGCUUAAGAGCAGGGCUCAUCCCUCAUAUGCCAACAUCUGGAUUCUCUCAGGAAGCUCUUAACUGAAUCUGGAUUAUGGGAUGGGCUUUAUCUUCAGCAACCUAAAGCCACUUUAAGACACUUUUACAUGUCGACCACAGAAGAGCUUCCUUUUCUAGGAAGUUCAUGGGGUUGGGAGGAUGGCAGAAAUAUGGAGGAAAGCAGAAAUAAAAAUCAAGUUUAAACUGUCAUUUUCCUACUGUUUCUCAGGCCAGCAAGUGGGUAAAGAAAGGAGCAGUACAGGAAGAUAGAUCACUGCCUGACUUCAGUUUACUGACCCCAGACCCAUGGAGGCCUUUUUGUGCCUUAGUUUCUCUUAGAAAAUCAGAAGAAGGGAAAGGCGAGUGAUUGUCACUGAGUAUAUCUUUGUGUGUGUUCUUAUGUAGUUAUGCAAUUGGGAUUAUUUUUACAAAAUUCAAAGUAGCUACAAAGGAACAGUAUUAAACUGGACCCUGGCGCAGGUAAGUGUUCAAAGAUGGAGAAAAGAGUGUGAUCCAAUCUUUAAUACAAAUGAGUGGAGCUACAAAGGGAAACAGAUUGUGUAUAUGUGGAUAACUACUCACCAAGAAGCACAUGAGUAGAAGGGAAGAAGCCCAAAAAAGAGAAGAAUCCUGGAAGAUAAUGCAUACAGUGAAGGGCCAGUUAAGGAUUAAAAAAACAAAACAAAACAAAAAACAGCUAAAGAUGGCAAUAUGUAACUAUAGAAGAAUUGAAGGUGAGCACCUGAGUUAGCAAGGCUGAUACUGCACUGUCUUAACAAGCACCAAUCAAUCAAGGGGGCAGAAAAAGACCCCCAAAAAACCCAAUUCUUUAUAAGGCAAAAUUAUCCUAAGGACUGAUAUUGGUAAUUUAUAGUCAAUUUAAUAAUCUUCAGGGCAUUUCCUGACAUUAUCUUGACAAGAUUAAAAUGUCUAUUUGCUAAAAACCUACAUUUAAUUUGGAGAACUCUUAUCAAAGGUAAUGCUGACAUAGGAAAUUGGAGGAAUCAGUAAUGUUCCCAUCACUUGUUUGGAGUAUGUUAUUCUAAUAGUUUGUGAUUACCUUGGACUGACAAUUACAUAUUCACUUUGGUGGGGGAAAGAGUUAUAGGACCACAGUCUUCUCAUAUUUGUAAAUGCAUAUUCUUUUGUUGCACUUGUUUUUACUAUUAAGGUAUCUAAUUUAGAAAUGGUCGUUUUAUGGAAAAAUUGGAAAAUUUUAAUAAUAGUUAAGUAGCAUAAUUGAACUCAUAUUUUACUUAAUUUAUGUUGAACUGUCAAUAACAGAAAGUUUUGGAUUAUUAUGUUUUUAUUUACCAAAAUAAAAACUGUAUUAAAUGAAAGUUUAGAGUCAACGGAAGAAAACAAUUAAAUGAAAGUUUAAUUAUAAGAAGAAAACACUUUUCAUUAUUAUGGUUAUACAAUCACUUCUCAUUUUUAAGGAUAAUUUGUCCCAGAGUCUAGCCACAGUACAGCCUCAAUCAGAUGUUAUAACUUCAAUUGUGUGAUAAUGUGAUUGUUGAUUCACCAUUUUUCUCCUUGUCUUUUAUGAUGCUGUUCAAAGAUCCCUUUUUUCCAUCCGAGGCUAUUACGUCUCCUUUUUGUACCUGCCCCUUCUAUAACAAUGCUGUGGGUCUUAUCACAGUACACUUCCACUAACAACCUCAGAUUUUGCUAUCUCUGUACUCAGUGAACAUUAGGAGCGCAACGCUUGUUGAAUCAGGGGUCAAUGAAUCAGUCUAAUAAAAAUAAAGGUCCAGGAGAUAUAAAUCACAUCAUUUCCCCCUGAACAAUCAUGUAUCUUUUAAUAUGUUUGGGCAGUUUUAUAUAUUGGGCUGCCAAGCAAAUAUUUCAGAAAAGGCUUCGAUAGGAAAAUCAUUUCAUAAGUUGAAAAUAAGAAUUUCCCGCCACUGAACCAUGAAACCCCAUGUAGUGCAGAAAAGGACUUCGUAAUUGUCAACACAUUACACACAGUGGGAAAGAGACCUGAAGACGCCGGGUCUGCCUUGCUCACCACAUUUUAAAAUAACCCAGCGCAGGGUGGCUCUUUUAUUCGCCAACAUAGGCCCAUAUCCGGCAUGAUGACUACGUGUAACAUUAACAAAGACCUGCUGAGUGAAUGAAUGCACUAGGCGAGCCCAGACGCUAGAGGCGGAGUGGGUAUUUUGGGAGUCACACUGGGGACCAUUUCUGAAAGCAUAUGACCCUGGUCACUUGACUUCCCCAGUAAAAGUGCUUUACUGCUCCAGGGUAAGCUGGAACCUGGCCCGGCUAUCUUUCGAGGGCUGAAAGCUAACGUUUAGUCAGGACGCGAACUGAGGAGGUCAGAGCGGUCAUACAGUGCGAUGACAUCGAAGAUGACUUCCAGGCGCUUACUGACACCAAACUACAGGGUGUCAGCACUACCCACUGCGGCUGUGGCAUUGACAGAACCACCGCCCCCGCCGACACAUGACUCCGGCGUCCCGGCGUCUUCCGCGCCGAACUACAGCUCCCGGCAUGCACUGCUGUUUCCCCCCCUCCCACCGCCGCCGGGAGGUGGGGCCCUGGGGGACAGGUCGGCGGGCUGCCGGUCCCGCGGGACCUCACAGUCCCUUCCGCUGUGGCUCUCUCGCCAACCCUGGACCGGGUAUUUCCGGGGCUCCAGGACUGCCGCUCGUUCCGCGUGCUGCCACCCUUUUAGGAAUCGCCCGGGCCGGCAGCCCACCCGACUUUCCGUCAGGCUUCCGCGCCCGGCGCUCCCUCAGUGACGGAAUGAAGGGGCUGGGCGUUCUGGCUCGGGAGGACCCCGCCGCGGCCCCGGAAGCGCCUCGUCCCGGGUGGUGGUGGCGGCGGUCGCCGUGAUGUCUGCGGGGCUGGGUGGCUGACCGCCGGGAUAGGAGCGGCACCGGUGCCCCAGAUCUCGGUGGCCGCUGCUGGAGCACGGCCGGCGCCAUGGCCGCCUCUGCCAUCUCCUCAGAGCAUUUCGAGAAACUUCACGAGAUCUUCCGCGGCCUCCAUGAAGACCUGCGAGGGGUGCCGGAGCGGCUCCUGGGGAUGGCAGGGACAG